Messenger RNA from Saprolegnia diclina VS20, 1886 nucleotides. RefSeq names its product sphinganine-1-phosphate aldolase. Gene Ontology annotation, cellular component: endoplasmic reticulum. Gene Ontology annotation, biological process: carboxylic acid metabolic process; sphingolipid catabolic process. The record is from RefSeq and is a predicted model, not a curated record. The transcript has a single exon. Gene Ontology annotation, molecular function: pyridoxal phosphate binding; sphinganine-1-phosphate aldolase activity. NCBI's taxonomy places the organism in Eukaryota, Oomycota, Saprolegniomycetes, Saprolegniales, Saprolegniaceae. Bases 1 to 1785 code for a protein of 594 amino acids.
AUGGCAGCUGCACCGACCGUCGCCGCCGCCGUCGUCGCCUCGUACGUCGUCCUCGGCCGCUUCAUGCACAUCGAGCGGGUCGCCAAGAAGGGUUUGCCAGCUGCGCUCGCCGGCGUCCUCUACUACCGCUACCGGGCGCACCUCACGGGCGACGCGCCAUCGAGCGUGCUCGCGCUGGCCCUCGCCGCCAUGCCGCCGGUCAUGGCCUUUGUCCUUGGCGACGCCAUUGCGCUCGUCACGCUCAUCUACGUUGCGUAUGCGGUGCUGGACCGUCUCCGGAAGGCGCGGUAUGGUUUUUCCAAGAAGGAGGCGAUCAACAAGGCUGGGAACGCGGCCAUGGCGGUCCUCUCGUACAUUCCGUUGCUUCAAAAGAAGGUGCGCGCCGAGAUUGCCAAGAUCGAACACGACAUUGAGCGCUCGCUCGCCGAGCAGAGCAAGUCUGCGAUCGACUUUCCGAAGCGAUUUGCGCUUCCCGAGAAGGGCCAAGCCGCGGCUGACGUACUCGCGACCAUGGUGCGCAUGGUGCAAGGCGAGGACAAGCGCUGGCAAGACGGCCUCGUCUCGGGCGCUGUGUACCACGGCGAAGACGAGCACAUUGCGCUGCUCAACCAAGCGUACGGGCUCUUUGCCGUCACAAACCCGCUCCACGCCGACCUCUGGCCGUCCGUCGUGCGCUUUGAAGCCGAAGUGAUUGCGAUGACCGCGAGCCUUCUCAACGGCGGGUCGCCGGACGUUGUCGGAUCGCUCACGUCGGGCGGCACCGAGAGCAUCGUGCUCGCCACCAAGACGCACCGCGACUGGUUCCGGCACGACCAUGGCAUUACGCGACCCGAGAUCAUUGCGGCCGUGACCGCCCACGCCGCGAUCGACAAGGCAUGCGACAUGUUCAACAUCAAGCUCAUCAAGGUCCCGGUCGACCCGAUCACGUACAAGGUCAACUUGGACGCGGUGCGCUGGAACAUCUCGGCCAACACCAUCAUGCUGUACGCCAGCGCGCCCAACUUUCCGCAAGGCACCAUCGAUGACAUUGCAGCGCUUUCGGAGAUGGCGACGCAGUAUGGCAUUGGGCUGCAUGUGGACGCGUGUCUUGGCGGCUUUGUGCUGCCCUUUGCGCGCAUAUUGGGCCACAAGCUGCCGCCGUUCGACUUUGCACUGCCUGGCGUCACGAGCAUGUCGUGCGACACGCACAAGUACGGCUACGCGUCCAAAGGCACGUCGGUCGUGCUGUACAAGCACAAGGCGAUUCGCCGCUUCCAGUACUUUGCCUACUCGGACUGGACCGGCGGCUUGUAUGCGACGCCGACGAUCGCCGGCAGUCGCCCAGGCGCGCUCAGCGCGGCGGCGUGGGCGUCCAUGGUCAAGAUGGGCAAGGAAGGGUACCUCGAGAAGACAGAGGGGAUUCUCGAGACGGUCGAGAUCAUCACGAACGGCAUUCGCAGCAUGGGCGACGCGCUCUUCAUCCUCGGCGACCCGCAGGCGAUGGUCAUCUGCUUUGGCUCGCACGUCUUCAACAUCCUCAAGGUCAGCGACCGCAUGUCCAAGGCGGGCUGGAGCCUCAACGCGCUCCAGCACCCGACGAGCGUCCACCUGUGCGUCACCGUGCGCCACAUUGGCAAGGGCGCCCAGUUCCUCUCCGCGCUCCGCGAGGCUGUCGACUUUGUCAUGGCCGACCCGAACGGCAAGCUCAGCGGCGGCAGCGCGAUUUACGGCAUGGCGUCGACCAUGCCGGCGGGCCCCGUCGAAGACAUCCUGCGCAUCUACACGGACGCGACGCAGACCUUGUAGUUCCUUUUGGAAUCACCUAUUUUGCAUUAUGAUUCAUGACUUAGUUGCAUAAUGAUUCUCGACGUGGGCCCAAAAGAGCCGUCCUAGCGUCGCCUGCGAAC